This is a messenger RNA of Ziziphus jujuba (common jujube), 1257 nucleotides long. RefSeq lists its product as uncharacterized. The transcript has 5 exons. Lineage: Eukaryota; Viridiplantae; Streptophyta; Magnoliopsida; Rosales; Rhamnaceae. The record is from RefSeq and is a predicted model, not a curated record. The coding region runs from base 1 to 1257 and encodes 418 amino acids. Gene Ontology annotation, molecular function: protein dimerization activity.
AUGCAUCCUGAUGAAAGAGACUCAUAUAAAACUGCAGUCCGUGCAUCUAAACAAGAUAGAUGGGAAGAAGAACAAGGAAGGAACUUUGUUAACCCUAGAGGUCAAGGAUCAGGAUCUUCUCGAGAGGGUGGUAGUCAACCAUGUGCUCAAUUUCGUCGUGCAACAAGUGUGAGGGAGCCCAUUCGUAGACAACAAUCUCAACAAUUUUCUCCAGUUGCACUUGCACCUUCGUUGUAUAAGUCAUCCGGUGCAAAACAAAAAAAUAUAAAAGAUGUGUUGACAAAAGGUGGUAUGAAAAACACAUUGGGAAGGCUAGUAGCAAAGUUCUUUAUUUAUGAUAAUGUCCCACCUGCAAAGGCAAAAUCGCACCAUUUUAAAAACAUGAUCGUUGGUGCUCAACAAUCAGGUAUGGGAGUUCAAAUUCCAUCUCCAUAUGAAAUUAAGGAAAAAUAUCUCGACAUGGAAUAUAAAGAGAUGCAACAGCAUAUUGAAAAGUUUAAAGAAAGCUGGAAGAUAUAUGGUUGUACAAUUAUGUGCGAUGGAUGGACAGGACCAACUAAGCUGUCAAUAUUGAAUUUUAUGGUAGUCACAGAUAACGGUUCUGCAUUCGUAAAUGCUGGUAAGAAAUUGAUGACACAGUACAACUUGUAUUGGACACCAUGUGCUGCGCAUUGUAUUAAUCUUAUAUUUGAGGAUAUUGGAAAGCAUGAAAGUAUUGCAAGGAUCGUUCAGCGUGCAAGAAUGAUAACCAAUUAUAUUUAUAAUCAUAAUUGGUUACUUUCUUUAAUGCGAGAUAUAUGCAAAGGAGACAUCGUUCGACCAGGAGCAACAAGGUUUGCAACAAACUAUAUUGCUUUAAAUAGUCUCUUUAAAAAGAAAGCUUCUCUAAAACAAGUCUUUACAAGCGAUGCAUGGGCUGAGCAUCAAUUGAGUCGAACAAAAGCAGCACACUUUCUGAAUCCACGGUUCCAGUAUAAAGAAGGAAUUGGCACUGAUUCAGAUUUUGUACAAGCUGUUCAUGAUGUCUUUGCAGCAUUAUAUCCAAACUCGGAUCGUAUAUCUCAAUUUGGAAAUGAAAUAAUAUGCUUUAGAGAUGCACAAAAAGGGUUUGGUGAUCGUGCAGCAAUUGCCGCCCGGGCAGAAAUGAUACCUGCUGAAUGGUGGACAAUGUAUGGUAAUAGCACCCCAACACUCAGAAAAUUGGCAAUGCGUAUUUUGUCACAAACUGUAUCAUCAUCCGCAUGCGAGCGUAAUUGA